Zingiber officinale is the source of this 2730-nucleotide messenger RNA. RefSeq names its product probable linoleate 9S-lipoxygenase 5. NCBI's taxonomy places the organism in Eukaryota, Viridiplantae, Streptophyta, Magnoliopsida, Zingiberales, Zingiberaceae. The coding region runs from base 10 to 2526 and encodes 838 amino acids. Gene Ontology annotation, biological process: lipid oxidation. The transcript has 6 exons. The record is from RefSeq and is a predicted model, not a curated record. Gene Ontology annotation, molecular function: oxidoreductase activity, acting on single donors with incorporation of molecular oxygen, incorporation of two atoms of oxygen; protein binding; metal ion binding.
GCCGGUGUAAUGGACGUAGAGGCCACUGUUGUGCUGAUGAAGAAGGAGGUGCUUGAACGCGAGGACUUCAACGCCACGCUUGUCGCCAAUGCGCAGGAGCUCCUUAGCUCCUUCCAGCUCGUGAGCGCCACCGUUGGCGACCCAAAUGACGAUAACAGAGGAGUCGUUGGAGAGAAGGCCUACUUGGAGGACUUCGUGAGAAAGCUUCAGGCCAUCGCCUCCGGCGAGUCCACCUUCCGUGUGACGUUCAAGUGGGUGGGGGAGCACGGCAUCCCCGGUGCGGUCAUUGUCAUCAACGAGGACUCUUCAGAGUUCUACCUGAAGAGCAUAACCCUGGAAGAGUUCCCCGGCGAGGGCCGGAUUCACUUCGACUGCAACUCGUGGGUUUACCCUCAAGACAAGUACAAGUACCAGCGCGUCUUCUUCGUAAAUAAGACUUACGUUGCGGCGGAGACGCCAUCGCCGCUGCAACCGUACAGAGAAGACGAACUCAAGAACUUGAGAGGCGAAGAUGUGACCGGCCCACUUCAAGAAUGGGAUCGAGUUUACGACUACGCUUACUACAACGACCUCGGCGAUCCCGACAAAAAUGCAUCUCUCGCUCGACCUGUCUUGGGCGGCUCCGCCCUCUACCCUUACCCUCGCCGUGGGAAGACCGGCCGACCGGCCUCCGAGAAAGAUCCGGAGACAGAGAGUACACUUCCGGCGGAGAUGGACAUCUACGUGCCCAGGGACGAGCGGUUCGGGCACUUGAAAACGGACGACUUCCGCGUCUCCACCAUCAAAGCCUUGAUCCAAUCUUUUUUCCCCGUCCUCCAGGCCAUCCGCGACAACGAGUUCGACUCUUUCGAAGACGUUCUGAAGAUGUACAAGGGAGGUUUGCAGUUGCAGGUGGGGAACAAUCUGCGCAUCGACGAACUAAGGGAACGCAUUCCCUUUGAGAUGAUCAGAGAGAUGUUCUGCGCGCAAGGCGAAGGGUGGUCUCUUAAGUUUCCCCUGCCACAAGUCAUUCAAGAGGACACGUAUGCUUGGAGAACAGACGAAGAAUUUACUCGGGAAAUGUUGGCCGGAGUGAAUCCUGUGAUCAUUAGACGGCUCGAGGAGUUCCCACCUGUGAGCAAGCUUGACGAGAACGAGUACGGCGACCACAAAAGCACCAUUACGGCAGCUCAAAUCGAGCACAACCUCGAAGGAAUGACGAUCGAAGAAGCGCUGGGCCGCAACCGGCUGUUCAUCUUGGACCACCAUGACUCGUUGAUGCCGUAUCUGAACAGGAUCAACGACACCGCCAACAAGGUCUACGCCACGAGGACUCUGCUGUUCCUGAGAGAUGACUCCACGCUGAAGCCGUUGGCGAUCGAGCUGAGCCUGCCGCACCCCGACGGAGAGCAACACGGCGCCGUGAGCGAAGUGUACACGCCGGCGGACUACGGCGUCGAAGCAUCCAUUUGGCAGCUCGCCAAAGCUUAUGUCACCGUCAACGACUCCGGCGUCCACCAACUCAUCAGCCACUGGUUGAACACACACGCGACGAUGGAGCCAUUCGUGAUCGCCACCAAUCGCCACCUGAGCGUGCUCCACCCCAUCAACAAGUUGCUCGAGCCCCAUUACCGCGACACCAUGAACAUAAACGCCACCGCCCGGCAGGUACUCAUCAACGCCGGCGGCAUCAUCGAGCGGACGUUCUUCCCGGAGAAGUACGCGAUGGAGAUGUCGGCGGUGGUUUAUAAGAGCUGGAAUUUCGUCGAGCAGGGUCUUCCUGCGGAUCUCAUCAAGAGGGGAAUCGCGGUUAGGGAUUCAAAGGGCGAGAUCGAACUGUUGAUCGAGGACUAUCCUUACGCCGUGGACGGCCUCGCGAUAUGGUCUGCGAUCGAGACGUGGGUGAGCGACUACUGCUCCAUCUACUACCCCGACGACAAAAAGGUGCGUGACGACGCCGAGCUCCAAGCGUGGUGGAAGGAGGUGCGCGAAGUCGGGCACGGCGACAAGAAGCACGAGCCGUGGUGGGCCAAGAUGGAGACCGUCACAGAGCUGACGGAGACAUGCACCACCAUCAUCUGGGUGGCCUCCGCCCUCCACGCGGCCGUCAACUUCGGGCAGUACCCCUACACCGGCUACCACCCCAACCGGCCGACCCUCAGCCGGAAUUUCAUGCCGGAGCGCGGCACGGCGGAGUUUGCAGAGCUGGAGAUGGAUCCGGACAAGGUGUUCCUGCAGACGAUCACCAACAAACUGCAGACCAUCACCGGCGUGUCGGUGGUCGAGAUCCUGUCGACACACUCGAGCGACGAGGUGUACCUGGGCCAGCGGGACACAGCGGAGUGGACGGCGGAUCGGAAGGCGCUGGAGGCAUUCGAGAGGUUCGGGGCGGCGCUGAGGGGAAUCGAGGCGGAGAUUGUGGCGAGAAAUGGCGAAGGGAGGUUCAAGAACCGGAAUGGGCCGGUCAAGGUUCCAUACACGCUGCUGUACUCCACCAGCGGUGUGGGGCUCACCGGGAAGGGCAUCCCGAACAGUGUGUCCAUUUGAUAUCCCGGCUGUCUGCUCUGGUGUCUGCUUUGCUGUUUGCUGUUUGCUGUUUGCUGUUUGCUGUUUGCUGUUUUGCUGUUUGCUGGUUUUCUGUUUUGCUAGCUGCUGUUGUUUGUUGUUUGCGAUUGAAUAAUCGACCAUCGUGUCUUAAACAAAUUCUAAAUUAUUUGCAUUAAAUCUAAAUAUUAAAUUCGAUUAAAGUAA